AUGAACCCGGCGAACCAGGACUUUCGAGUAACAGCUGACGGGCGGGUGUUAGUCGGGAGAGAAACGCUUGACAGAGAAACGACAAGCAUGUACCUCUUCACGGUUGUUGCUGUUGAUUCUGGAAAACCCUCUCUGUCAGCUACCGCACAGGUACAAGUUCAUCUUGGUGACAUCAACGACAACGCACCCACUUGGCUCUUUCCUCCAGAAUCGAAUGUGGUUGUAAACGUUACCAUUCACGAACCCGUAGGACACCAAGUGGCUCUAUUACGAGCCAGUGACCCUGAUCUCGGUGAGAAUGGCCAAAUAAUGUUCAAAAUUAUCCACGUAUCCGUGCUAUCCAACACAGCGGCAACCAGUGAUUCACGAAAUGACAGCCAAACAGAGAUCGAGUUAGUUAAACCGGAGAUGUUUGAACUGGACCCUUCCACCGGAGCUCUCUAUAUUGCGCGUCCACUUCGAGCCUCUGACAUGGGUCUUGUCAAACUGCUCAUCGAGGCGAGUGAUAUGGGCAAACCGAAUAAGUCUAGCCACCGCACAAUCCUUUUCAAUAUCAUGGACUUCCAGCGUCCCAAAUACACAGACCCCAGUAGCAACCGAAUCGGUGCUCCCUUCACCUCUGGAGGCUCGGGCUUCCAGCACCACGACCUCGUAGUGAUUGUUGUAAUGGUGGCUGUUGCAAUUGUCAUCUCACUCUUCCUCAUUGUCGCAAUGCUCUUUCUCCGAUGUCCGGUUUGCCUCUUCCACGAUCGACCCAUGAACAGUUACAACAACGUGGCACGGACCACUGUCGGGUUACCAUCCAGCCACAUGGGUGCCCAUCAAGAAGCCUACCUGCCAGAGGUGUUCAGGGACUCACAUGCAAUUGGCACCCUAAGCGGAAAAGACGGCUCGCUGGUGAGUGGAGAAGAGACCCUUUUUUAUCCUACGGACAGAGACAAAAUUAUCCCUUCAAGAGGCUCCGUAUCGGGCAAAAAUAUACUCACUAUCGACUAUGAUGGGGCUCUUCAAGAUGAAACUCUAGCACAAUACCAACAAAGCAGACAAUUUUUCAUUCUGGCCAAGCCUGACAGAGGCUACGCAGUGAGCAUGGACGGAACACCAAUCGAACUCUCCACUCUGGAAAAUGCCAAUGUGCCUCAGCACCACCACCAACAGCAGCAAAGCCAACAACAGACCUCGGAGGAGCAGGAUAUUAGGACCUCGCAGAGUGCCUCUUGCCUCUCUACUCAGCUCACCACUACGCCUAACGGAUAUCACAGCGAAAGCGACCUCGAAGAGGAGCCUCUCAGUACUAAGAAAAGUACCUGGCGGACGAGGAAGGGUUCCACAGGGGUUGAACGUGCUGGCAGGACAAAGGCCACUACAUUGGGAAGAACUACCAGUUCACCUCGAAAAGUCUUCAAAGAGGAGAACCCCUAUCCACAAGGUGGGGCACAGGAGACCCUACGUCUUCUGACCACCACCUCGCCGACAACACCGGGAAGUGGUGCAGCCCCAUCGGAGACAGUCAAAAACAAGCAAUGCUACACGAUGUUGGUCAACACCCCUAGCACAACGCCCACAAAGGUGACCGCAGAGCAGCUACGCUAUGUGCAGAUCCACAAUACCCCCACCCACCUCGGUAAGAGUACACGCAGUAACGGAGGGAGUGGUGGUGUUGGUGGUGGGAGCAAGAAGUCAGCGCCCACUGUCAGCUGGCGCAUGGAACCGCAAGAGCUACACACCUAUUCACCUGAGAAUGAGACCGGGCAGACUGCACUUACUGGCCAGAGGACUUUCGUUGACCUUGAGAAUGGCUACGCAUGCCUCGGGAAGGGAGCAGAGACCAACGUCAUGCCGCCCUACGACCAGUUGGUGCACCGCCUUCGCGACGUAGACGUCAACAGAGACGAGGUUACUAGCGGUGGCUCCUUCUCCGAAUUCUCCAAUAGUGUGAUAUAA
Messenger RNA from Echinococcus granulosus, 1944 nucleotides. RefSeq names its product Protocadherin-18. Gene Ontology annotation, cellular component: plasma membrane. The record is from RefSeq and is a predicted model, not a curated record. The transcript is spliced from 5 exons. Gene Ontology annotation, biological process: homophilic cell-cell adhesion. Gene Ontology annotation, molecular function: calcium ion binding. Bases 1 to 1944 code for a protein of 647 amino acids. Lineage: Eukaryota; Metazoa; Platyhelminthes; Cestoda; Cyclophyllidea; Taeniidae.